This is a messenger RNA of Heteronotia binoei (common prickly gecko), 551 nucleotides long. It is a transcript of the gene MMD2, whose product is annotated as monocyte to macrophage differentiation associated 2. NCBI's taxonomy places the organism in Eukaryota, Metazoa, Chordata, Lepidosauria, Squamata, Gekkonidae. Gene Ontology annotation, cellular component: membrane. Bases 46 to 510 code for a protein of 154 amino acids. The record is from RefSeq and is a predicted model, not a curated record. The transcript is spliced from 3 exons.
CUGCUCCUCUCCUGCCCAGAGCUGGCUUCUCAUGGAACUGCCAAGAUGUUCGUGUCCAGGUUGCUGGAUUUCCAGAAGACCAGAUAUGCAAGGUUCAUGAAUCACAGGGUCCCGUCCAACCGCAGGUACCAGCCGACGGAUUACGAGCACGCUGCCAACUGCGCCACACAUGCUGUGAGUGGGGCUCGCUUUCUCCUUGGGGAGCGGGAUGGUGUCCAAAGGGGAGAGCGUGGGGUUGGCAGUCCCGGCUACUUCUUGCCUAAUCUUUCUCAUUGUCUUGCUUCUGUUUAUGUUUCUGGACACCAGCCCAACACUGAAGGUCUCUUGGAGCUGCUGGCAGGUGGUAUCUUUUACUGCCUGGGCACCGUAUUCUUCAAGAGCGAUGGACGCAUCCCUUUCGCUCACGCCAUCUGGCACCUGUUUGUGGCAACCGGAGCUGGUAUCCAUUAUUACGCCAUUUGGAGGUACCUCUAUCAGCCUGACGCUCUCGAGGGUAAAACCUCCACCUAGACAAAUGCCUUAAGGAUUCAACUAUACAGGGGUUUGGAUGA